Molecule: messenger RNA, 2944 nt
Organism: Gavialis gangeticus (Gharial)
Lineage: Eukaryota; Metazoa; Chordata; Crocodylia; Gavialidae
Gene: CILK1
Product: intestinal cell kinase
Exons: 15
Coding region: 349-2226 (625 amino acids)
Biological process (GO): protein phosphorylation; cilium assembly; intraciliary transport
Cellular component (GO): cilium; nucleus; cytoplasm
Molecular function (GO): protein serine/threonine kinase activity; ATP binding
Source: RefSeq, a predicted model, not a curated record
GGGUGGAAAAUCACUUCCUUCCCCAUAGCCAGCCUCCCCGCCCCCUUCCUCUCCCCCAUUCCUAGCUAGCAGGGAUGUCACAGUUCGAUCAGCUCUGGCUUCUCUCUGAUGGACUGCAUGACUCCUUCUAGCAGGAGCUGUAUGGCAUUGAGUGACUACCAUAAAAUGGGCUGUCUUCACCAAAGACCAAAGGCUAAGCCUUGAAAACAUGAUUUUUGCAGCUUUUCAUGGGGUCCUGAGUGCUCUAUAUUUAUGCUGCCACAGAAAGAACUGGUUACACUCGGAGGAGGAACACGGGGAAGUGUGUCCAAAGGACUGAAAUGAGUUUGCAGCUAAAGGAUCCACAUCAUGAAUAGAUACACAACUAUCAAACAGCUUGGCGAUGGAACAUACGGCUCUGUCCUCCUAGGGAGAAGCAUUGAAUCUGGAGAGCUAAUUGCCAUCAAGAAGAUGAAGAGAAAAUUUUAUUCUUGGGAAGAAUGCAUGAAUCUUCGAGAAGUUAAGUCUUUGAAGAAAUUAAACCAUGCCAAUGUGGUGAAAUUGAAAGAAGUUAUCAGGGAGAAUGAUCAUCUGUAUUUUAUAUUUGAAUACAUGAAGGAAAACCUUUAUCAAUUAAUGAAAGAAAGAAACAAACUCUUCCCUGAAUCAGUGGUUAGGAAUAUUAUGUAUCAGAUCCUGCAAGGGCUUGCAUUUAUCCAUAAACAUGGGUUCUUUCACAGAGACUUGAAACCUGAAAACCUCCUUUGCAUGGGACCAGAACUUGUGAAAAUAGCAGACUUUGGCUUAGCCCGAGAAAUCAGAUCCAGACCGCCUUACACAGACUACGUAUCUACAAGAUGGUAUAGGGCUCCUGAAGUUCUCCUGAGAUCCACCAGCUACAGUUCCCCCAUUGAUAUCUGGGCUGUAGGUUGUAUAAUGGCAGAAGUUUACACACUGAGGCCUCUUUUCCCAGGUGCCAGUGAAAUCGACACUAUAUUCAAGAUUUGCCAAGUGCUUGGAACUCCAAAAAAGAAUGACUGGCCUGAAGGCUAUCAACUUGCAUCUGCCAUGAACUUCCGUUGGCCCCAGUGUGUACCUAACAACUUGAAAACACUAAUUCCUAAUGCAGGCAGUGAGGCGGUUCAGCUUAUGCGAGACAUGCUACAGUGGGACCCCAAAAAACGACCAACAGCUAGUCAGGCACUUCGAUACACAUACUUCCAAGUUGGGCAUGCCUUGGGCACCUCUCACUGCAUUCAGGACCUGGGAAAACAUCAGAAAGAACUCCAUGAUAAACCAGCACAGCACCAUAUUAAACCUGCUCCUCCUGCACAGCCUCCCCCAAAACCCCAAGUCCGUCUUUCAUCCAGAGCAUUGCAGCAAAGCCAGUCUUCCCAGCAACUGGUGUACCCAUAUAAAAUAGAUGCCUCAGUGAGUGAUCAUGUAAGAGAGGACAAAUCUAACCAGGUGCUUCUGCCAGCAAUUCACAAUAAGGUUCCUCAACAGAAAAUUCCAGGUGGGGUAGAGAAUACAAAUGGUGAACUGAAACCAAAGCCUCGGCGAAGAUGGGGUCACAUUACUAGAACAGUGAAAGGGGCUAAAGAUUGGGAUGACUUGGAAGACCUGGAUUUUAACUCUUCCCUCAGCAAAACAGAUUUGAAAAACAAGAAAAGACAGACCAAUGAAGGUCUUUGUAGAUUUGAAAGUAUUUUGGAUCUGAAGCCUUCAGACAGUGUAGGUUCUGGCAGCAGUGCACCUUCCCAUGCUACCUUUCCACGGCAAGACACCCCUACAUUACAUGUUUCUGCAGCCAAACAGCAUUAUUUGAAACACUCUAGGUAUUUACCUGGAAUAAGCACAAGGAAUAGCAUCAUCUCCAAUUCAAGCAAAGAUUCCAUUUCAUCUAAUCCUUGGCCCAGUUCUGGUUUGCCUGGGAAAGUAUCAGGUGUGGUAGGAGGUGUCAACAGGAUGAGUUCAGGGCCCACAGUUUCAAAUGGCCUGACUGGCGGUUAUAUCCCUUCGUUUCUGAAAAAGGAAGUAGGCUCUGCUGGGCAGAGGGUUCAGUUAGCUCCACUUACGGAUCCACCCUCAAAUUACGCUGGCCUAAAGACUGUCAGAUCUCAUAUUGGGCGACCAUCGUACAGUACACCUUCAAAAAGCACCCCAGGGCUAAUGCCACUCCCCCCGUCAGCUCAACCAAUCCAUGGGCGGAUUGACUGGUCUUCAAAGUAUGGAGCUCACCGGUGACUUGCAGAAAGCACUUUCUGUUGCAUUAACAUGCACUUCUUCUGAAAUGGUGACUAGUGUUAGACAAUUUGCCAUGACUGAAGAUCUCUUAUCUUCUAUGAGCAAGACAUUUCAAGACUUUUUUUUAUUAAUUAAUUUCAAUGCAAUCUUGUACCUUUUUGUAUAAAAAUGUUUUAUUAUGUGAUUUAGGUCCAAUUAUUUUCUUAAAUUCUAUACAUUUUGUAUAUGUGGCUUGGGGUUUGGGGGCAUUUUAUACAGUAAGCUUUUUAACGAACUUUUUUAAAAUUGAAAUUUUUCCUUUAGCAGGUCCAAACAUUUUAUACAAGCAAAUAAUUUUAGCAACCUGGUGCAGUAUUGUGACAAACGUGCAGUGGCAAGAAGGGGGCAUUCACUGAAUCUUGUGUUGUGAACAUGUUUAAGCUCUGAAUGUUGUGUAUUAGACAAAGGGUCAGUGAAGCUUCAUUAUCUCAACCUUGUUAUAGACCCAUCCUGUAGCAUCUAGAUACUAGUGUUUUCCUCUCACUUGCUUUGCGCUGACAUCAGAUCAGUGACCAAGGGCCUAACCUUGUUCUAUUUUGAAGGCAAAGGGUCCUAGAUAAGUAGAAAGUUUAAUUAUAUUGUAGCUUUCUCAGGCUUUUGUUCACACACUUUUCUCUGGACUCUGUGCUUCUCAGCCUUUUUGUCUCAGUUUUGUAGUUCUUGGUCCAAUCCUGCAGUG